AUGGCAUCAUCGGCGUCGAAAAAACGAAAACGAAACAACAACGACGAUGACGUAGAUGAGGAACUCGUGCAAGAUAUCGUACGUAUUAUUCGUACUAGAAACCAUACCGUACCAGAUUAUGAUAUUUCCAACGAGCAAAUUCACGAACUUGUGGACAUAAUUCGCACAAAGCAGACUAGACGUGUACGUCCAGAAUUGUUUAGUGCUGAAUUAUUACGCGUCAAUAGACGAUUUAAUCACAAUGAAUUUAUUUAUAAUAUUAACGUGGGUCGUAAUAAUACGAGUAGUUUACCGGAUUUUUUACAAAGUAUGAAUACUGUUUUUAAAUAUCUCAUAAAUGUAAUGAACUUUAAUGCUAGUUCGCCUACAGAUAAAGCACGUUUUUAUAUUUCGAAUGCACCGACGGCUAGUUUUUCGACGGCUAUUUUAAAUGUAGGUGAUUUUACACCUGCGUUGUUUUUAAAUAUUUUCGAACGACAUAUGCAAAGUAAUGCCCGUACCGUGAUUGACAAUGGCUGGCAAUCGAUCGUGAGUCUAUAUAUUUUUCCCAAUAGGUAUGUGCGUCCUCCAAACAAUAAAAAAAAAUACAGACAGCCUAAAAUUUAUAAAUACUAUGGUAAAAGUCCUAGUGAGUCGGGUAACGGACGCACAUCGGCAAAUAAGCAUGGGCGGGGGGUGCGAAAUGGUGUUUUUCAAGUGGUAAGUAGUAAAAAGUGUUUUGCCCUUAGUUUGCUGGUGGGAAAAUCAUUUUUGCAAAAAGACAAACAGUACGACGUUUUAAACGUACGACGUAACACGGAACUUACGACGUUAUAG
Molecule: messenger RNA, 816 nt
Organism: Paramuricea clavata
Lineage: Eukaryota; Metazoa; Cnidaria; Anthozoa; Malacalcyonacea; Plexauridae
Source: the annotation of a GenBank genome assembly